AUGACUCUUGGAAUCCAAUCGAAACAGAGGAAUUUAUUCUUUCCCACUUUGCGCACGGCGGCGGCUUCAUCCUCCUUCCUCAAUUUUUCUGCCUUCUCUCACUUCUCUUCCGACCAACACGCCGCUGCGCGCCCUCCGCUCAUCAAUUCACCUUCAUCGCUUCAUCUUUGUCCCAAUACCUCACCUUUGUCUCAUCAUUUGACUCACUACAAUCAUGAUUCGCUUCACUCUCAUUUCAUCGAUCCAGAUAUAAACCUCAAAAAAAUCUCAAACUCGAAGAAUAUUAAGCGUAAAGUUAAGUUGGUGAACUCUUGGAAGAAGCAUGAAGAUAGGUGGAGAAACUCUUGGGCAUAG
Molecule: messenger RNA, 354 nt
Organism: Vicia faba (fava bean)
Lineage: Eukaryota; Viridiplantae; Streptophyta; Magnoliopsida; Fabales; Fabaceae
Source: the annotation of a GenBank genome assembly